Molecule: messenger RNA, 4938 nt
Organism: Ectocarpus sp. CCAP 1310/34
Lineage: Eukaryota; Phaeophyceae; Ectocarpales; Ectocarpaceae
Source: the annotation of a GenBank genome assembly
AGCACAGACAAAGCAGAAGAGAGAGAGAGAGAGUAGCUGAAAGUUGCGCGCCGCGCAGCAAAUCUUGGGCAAAGAUGGGGGACGUAGACGCGUUUCUUGAAGAGCAGCUAGCAAGCGUCAAGGGAGGACCUCGGCGCAAGGAGAACGGAGGAGGCGAUGCGGAAAACGGGCACGACCCAGAAAACGGAUUGAAGGCGGGAGCAGGAGGGGACGAGGCUGCAGCAAGCGAGGGCGGUGGAUCAUCCAGCGGAGACAGCAGCUCCGAUGGAAGCAGCUCCGACAGCGACGACAACGCGGAAGGCGAGAACGAGGAGGGGCAAGGGGAGGAAGAGCAGGAGGAGGAGCAAGAGGAGGAAGAGCAGGAAGAGGAGGAAGACAGGACACGCAAAAAGAGCAGCCGCCGGAGGAGCGACAGGGACAGGGGCAGGGACCGUGAUGACCGCAGGAAGCGGAGCCGGAGCCGCGGGCGAGGGGAGCGGGACAGUGACAAGCGCCGCAGGAGGAGUGUGAGCGGGGACCGGAGGAGGGACCGGCACAGCAGCCGCAAGGGGGAUCAUGACCGUGAUCGCGAUAGGGACAGGGACAGGCACGGGAGCAGCAGGGGCGACCGGAGCGAUCGCGACCGGGACCGCCGAUCCUCCCGCCGCUCUCGCAGCAAGGACAGAGACAGGGACUCCGGCAGGAGGAGCAGGAGGAGCCGCCACUCUGACGAGAAUGAGCCCAAGAAGCAGCAAGAGCAGGAAGAGGAAGAUGAUGACGAAGAGAAGGAGGAGGAAGAUAAGGACGGAAGCGAUGGCAACAAGAUGGAAGUGGACAAGGACAACGAAUCCAACGCGGGAACGUCGCCGGUCCAGGAAGACGGCAACGCCGAAGGCAAGGAAGAAGAAAAAGAAGCGGAAGAGCCCACCGAGGAAAAUGACUCGAAAGAAAAAGACAAGAAGGAGUCGAGGCGCGAGUCGUCCAAGUCUAAAAAAGACAGGUCGUCCAGGUCCUCCAGGGACAAGAAGAGAGACAGGCACAGGUCCCGCAGCAGGGACAGGGACAGGGACAGGGACAGGGACAGCAGGCGCCACGGAAGCAGCCGCCGCAGUGACAGAGACCGCGAUAGGGACAGGGACAGGGACAGGAGGGACCGCGAUCGUGACCGCAGAGAUAGAGACAGGGAUGAUCGAAGGGAGGGCGGCUCUCACCGCCGGAGCCGGCGCUCCAGCGUGAGCAGGAGCCGCAGCAGGAGCCGCAGCCGCAGCCCUCGCCGCUCCGAGAGGACGGAGAAGAGCAAGGAGGAGAGGGAAGAGGCAGCUAAGCGUGCCGCCAUCGACGAACUCACGCGUGACCAGCGUACCGUGUUCGUCAAUCAGCUCACCAUGAAAGUCACCGAGGAUGACUUGGCCAAGUACUUCGGGCUGCUAGGGGAGGUCAACAACGUCAUCAUGCUCCGCGACAAGUUCACCAGUCGCCACAAGGAUGGCGGCGACGCCAUGCGGGGCCGGGCCCUGCCCCGUCACAAGGGGUUCGCGUACGUGGAGAUGAAGGACCUCGACUCGGUGCCCGUGGUGCUACAGCUCAAUGAGCGCGUGCCCGACUUCCAGAAGUUCCCUGUCAUGGUGAAGGCUAGCGAAGCGGAGAAGAACUACCUCGCCAAGCAGGCGAAGAAGGCGAAGAACCCAACCGGACACGUCAUCCUCGGAAACGCUGCCGCUCUGGCCGGUCUGAAGCUGCACAUUGGAAACCUGCACCAGAACAUCACGGAAGACGACCUGGGAGAGAUCUGCCGCUCUUUCGGAGAGGUUACCCAGCUCAUCCUACACAGAGACGAAGCUGGAGAGAGCAAGCGGUUUGCCUUUGUCACCUACGCCGACACGGAAAGCACCAAUGCUUGCCUCGAAAAGCUCGACGGCCUCGAGGUUGCUGGAAAAGCUCUGGCGGUCUCCUACUGCAAGGCGGACCCCAAGACGAUCCCGAAGAACCUCGACGCCAACGCCAACGCCACCGCCGCCGCGGCGGCCGCAGCCACCGCUCACGCGGCCUCCCUGGCCGCGGCUACUACGGCCGGGCAGCAGUCGUCUACUGCGGCAUCCAGCAAUUGGAAGCUCGACGAUGACGAGGGCGCCGGCGGGGUUAAGAUGGACAGCACUAACCGCGCCAACAUCAUGUCGCGCUUCGGAGGAGGUACCGGUGCAGGCCUUCCGCCCGCCUCGCUCGGUGCUGCAUCUGCGACUGCUGCCGCUACCGCUGCUGCCGCUUCCACGGCGGCCAUGAACAUGGGCUUUGCAGGUAUCCCAGGCAUGAUGAAUCACGUCACCCUGCCAGGCAUGUCCGGCACGGGGAUGGGGGGGGCGAUGUCCACGGGGAUGACAGGCGUCGCUGCCCAAUCGCCCUCUGCUGCCGCGAACGCUGCCCUCGAAGCUGCGCUUAGUGGGACAGCUUUCGGGGCCGGGGCCGCCGGCGCGAUGGGGCUACAGCAGCAGGCGGCUGGACAAGGUACGGGGCAAGGCCCUCUCCACCCCGCCAUCGCCGCCGGACUCCCUGGUGUCGGUGCAGGGGCCAUGCUCCCGGGGAUGGGAGCGGGCGUCCCCGGUGUCGCUGCCGUUCCUGCUGCCGCUGUACCCGCCGCCGCCGCUUCCGCUCCGGCGGCGGCCGCGCCCCCCGUCGUCGGCACCCCUACCUUCUGUCUGCUGGUGAAGAACAUGUUCGACCCUGCCACGGAGACCGACGAGGGGUGGGAGCUUGACAUCAAGGAGGAGAUGGAGGAGGAGUGCUCAAAGCAUGGGGCUGUGAUGCACAGCUACGUGGAGUCCAGGCAGCCCGGAGGCUUGGUGUAUGUGAUGUUCAGCACUACCGGGGCCGCUGUGGCAUCUGCGGAGAUGCUGAACGGUCGCUGGUUCGCCGGAAGGAUGGUCCUCGUAGAGUACCUCAACCCGAAGGUGUACACAGCCAAGUUCCCCGAAGCGACUAAGGCAGCCGAGACCGCCAUGGCCACGGCUAUGAACGCCUGAUCGAUGCACAGCACAGCAGUCGCGUGCUUACGCGGACGACUAUUCGUCAACGGUCAUUAAUGCAAGGCUGAUAACACUUGAACGGCAAUCGGCACUGCGUCUAAGCAGCUGAUUGACAUAAAUUUCGCCCGGGGGGUGCAUUUUCGCUGCCAUGCUGCCGAGGCUACAUCUUCAAGUUGUCGUUGGGCACUUGAUAUGGUCAACAAAGCUUGUCUUCGCUGGGUGAACGCUUGGCAGUGUUAUUCGCAAGAGCCGACAAGAAAUUGGCGCUCCACGUUGUCGAAGGGUGUUUUUGGUCGCUGAUGUUGCCGUUCGUGGCAGUUUGAAACAGUUUGAUACGAUGUAGUAGACGGCGCUUCUUCUGUAGCGGGAAGGAGAAUGAUUGAUGCCCUUGGAACACCCACCUUUCGGAAACUGUGAUACCUGUGCUGGUUGCUCAACCUCACUGGGGCCAGGGUGACACGCAGUGGAAGAUUUAUGCUCUUUUCCGGGCAUGCGUAGAGCGGUGGUUUUACGGCCGUCCGCAUGAUUGGAAACCGCUUCGGAGGGUGCUGGGUUUUUGUAUCCAGACAGCGCGCAAGGGGUGGCUUGGGCCAAAAGGUUGGAGUAAAUUAGUUUGCGAUUAUUUUCUAUAUUGGCUACUUGUUACAGAUGUGCGUGUUUGGCUACUGCGAAGGAACUGGCCAUCUAUCGGUGUCGCUGUCAACUACACGACUUUGUUGUUGUUGUACUCCGUUCAAGGGUUCGUGCUUGGGUUUAAUUGAAAGGUUUUGGGGUGCAAAUGGGGUUGCUCUGUCCGCUUUCAGAGCUUGCGUCACAUGGCGUAGGCCUUGCUUCAGGCCGACUUUGCCAACUGUUCGGACUGCGGUGAGAUAUGACAUGACUGAACGGGUGCGCAGGGUUCGACGGGACAGCGUGUCGGUGUUCACUGCUCUCGGCUCUAGACUAUGCGGUCAUGUGUUGGGUUUUGUUCUCCAUUCAGGCCCUGUUUUCACAUAUAGGCCCAUUGGCGUGUCGAGGUCGAGGGCCGGGCGAGGUGGCGUUUUGAUGUUGGCAAGGUUGUGGAUCGUUUCGGGUAGUGCGGUCAUCAUGCAUUGUGGCAACCUCUCUGUCGUACUGUCGUACUUGCACAUGAGAGCCAAGUUGACGCGGCGGGAGCCCUCCGCCAGGGGGCAGGUGGAUGAAUGUCUUUCGGAUGUUGUUCAUGCUUGGAAGACGGCUGGCUUAAGGGAAAGUAUGUGGAGUCACGAAUGUGAAAUGACGUCUGUAGAGCCACGUGUCCAUUUCUUGUUUUGCGCGGGAUGUUUCUCGGCAGAUUCGAAGGUCACACGAAAAAACAGCGGCUGAUUUGUAUUUCAGGCGCAAUCCUGGAAACGUGUGAAACGUUAACCCUCUGGGCUCAUCUUGGGAUACGAACAGCUCAGUCGUAUCUACAUAGUAAAGAUGGAAGGGAUUGCGAAUAGAAGCCCUUCUCGCGUUGGCAACUGAACGGAAUACCAGGAAGGUGGAUUAUUGGUGGAGAGUUCCUGGGUCCAACACAACACAUGAACAUGCCGAAAGGUGGGGUAGACUGGCGAUGGGACGAACAACUCGCGACGAUCUGAUUCGAACUGUAAACCACGAGCUAGUCUGUUGUCGAACGAACGAGAUGGCCAUGCGAAAUAUCUCGCGCUUCUCUUAGGAGAUAAUGUUGUGGACGCUGUUAGUCUCUGCCCGUAUUCUCCGCAAGAUGAGCGAACACGGAGCGAUGUGCACCCCGAGACUAAUAGACUUUCGUGCGUAGACUGUACGCCUUCGCUUUCCUGGUGCCCCAUGCGCACUAAACUGCGUCUACGUUUGAUUCUGAAUCAGCAUCGGAAAAACGAAAACCGUGCGACUCUGUCCGGAUUCUUGUCGGGUCUCCUUGGCUAUCUUUGCGGGCAUUGGCAUCGCCUUUAUGUGG